Messenger RNA from Wyeomyia smithii (pitcher-plant mosquito), 5531 nucleotides. RefSeq names its product frizzled-like. Gene Ontology annotation, cellular component: plasma membrane. The coding region runs from base 676 to 2436 and encodes 586 amino acids. Gene Ontology annotation, biological process: canonical Wnt signaling pathway; non-canonical Wnt signaling pathway. The record is from RefSeq and is a predicted model, not a curated record. NCBI's taxonomy places the organism in Eukaryota, Metazoa, Arthropoda, Insecta, Diptera, Culicidae. Gene Ontology annotation, molecular function: Wnt receptor activity; Wnt-protein binding. The transcript is spliced from 5 exons.
CUUGUCUUUAGUUGUAUUUCGGACGCUUCCGCCGUCGGUGUGAUUCCACAGUAACAGUUCUGUUUCGAUCGCGGUCAGGAUCUUACAGGAUUCUCGGGGUGAAACGAUGUCGUUUGGGUGUCAGAAUACAAUAUUAAAAGUGUGCUGUCAAUAAUUUGAUCAUUCGUUUUAAAAUCGUAAUAGUUAAGUUGGAAACAUCGGUCUGCCAACUGUCAACAUCAGGAUCAAAGAAAGAACGCCGUUUCGGCUGUAAUACCAGUAAAGCCAAAGAAAGUUAAGCGCGGGGUGAAUGGUCCGGCAAAGGAGUGAGAAAGAUCGGGUUUAUUGCAUUCAAGUGCGAUGAGUAGAAUGCUGUAAAUAACGCGCCCUUGCGGUGGUGUGAGUGAACGAGUGCGUCUAAAAAUAUACGCAAGGUGCAAAAGGUAUCAAUAGCAUCAUCAUCAGCAGCAGCAGUCGCUCUAGUGACGAAGCAUAUCGGCAAGAGUAGCAGUAAUUGUGUUUGUGUUGAGAAUUAUAGUAAGGUUUCCAUGUGUUGUUUGUUGAUUGCAUUGAAGUGAACGGCCAUUGGUGGUGGUGUGUGUGGUAAAUCAACACAAAAGUGUGUGAAGUGUAAUAAAGUUAAGAGCCAUUCUUUGGAGUGUACGGUGGAGGCUUUAGGGAAUUCGUUUAUGCAAAAUGGGCAAAAUGUGUUUCAUCUUAGGCUGUAUUGUUUUGCUUCUGGGCUACGUCAAUGUGGGAUUAUCCAUCCAGCAGCAGGACUCCUUUGGAGCGGGUCAUGAGAUUUCGAGCAUUAGCGCGGAUGACAUGCAGCAUCAUAAUCGCUGCGAACCGAUUACGAUCCCCUUUUGUAUUGACAUUCAAUACAACAAAACCAUUAUGCCGAAUCUAAUUGGUCACACGAAGCAGGAGGAGGCUGCACUGGAGGUGCAUCAGUUUAUCCCGCUCGUUAAAAUCGACUGCAGUCCAGACUUGAAGUUCUUCCUAUGCACGCUGUAUGCACCUGUCUGUACGAUCCUAAAUUUCCCUAUACCUCCCUGUCGGAGCUUAUGCGAAAGUGCUCGCGUUUGUGAAACGAUUAUGAAAACUUUUGACUUUCAAUGGCCGGAAAAUCUCGAGUGCAGCAAGUUCCCCGAAGACGGCAAGGAGCUGUGCGUUUCGCAGAACAACUCAUCGGAAAGUACUCCGAUGCCAACAAGUUCCAUCCACGCGACUAAGCCGCACGUACCACGCAAGAACAUCCCCUCCGGCUCGGUGGCGAACGUUGGCAGCAGCCAUCGAGAUCUUGGGUUUAUAUGCCCGGUUCAGCUGAAAGCUCCUACCAUCAUGGGCUACCAGCUGACGGUGGGCGGAAAGGUCACCAAGGACUGUGGCGCACCGUGCAACUCAAUGUUCUUCUCGGAAAACGAACGUACCGUGCUGAAGUACUGGGUCGGGUCGUGGGCUGCGGUUUGCGUUGCCAGCUGCCUCUUUACGGUGCUGACCUUCAUGAUCGACUCGUCGCGUUUCCGCUACCCGGAGCGGCCGAUUGUGUUCCUGGCAAUUUGCUACCUAAUUGUCGGCUGUGCUUACGUGGCCGGGCUCGGUGCCGGAGAUACGGUGGCCUGUCGGGAACCAUUCCAGCCGCACAUCAAGCUCGGACGGAUGCAUAUGCUGUCAACGAUUACUCAGGGUCACCGCCAGUCGACGUCCUGCACGGUACUGUUUAUGGCCCUGUACUUCUGCUGCAUGGCCGCAUUCGCUUGGUGGGCCUGUCUAGCGUUGGCCUGGUUCCUGGCAGCUGGGCUCAAGUGGGGCCACGAAGCGAUCGAAAGUCGGUCCCAUCUGUUUCAUCUGGUGGCGUGGGCGAUACCGGCAGUACAGACAAUCUUUGUGUUGGCGCUCGGGAAAGUUGAAGGUGACGUCCUAUCCGGAGUGUGCUUUGUGGGUCAGCUGGAUACGCACUCACUGGCGGUGUUCCUGCUUAUUCCGCUGUGUAUUUAUUUAUCGAUCGGCGCUCUGUUUCUGCUAGCCGGGUUCAUCUCGCUGUUCCGUAUCCGCACGGUCAUGAAGCACGACGGAACCCGGACGGACAAACUGGAGCGGCUGAUGCUGCGGAUCGGAUUUUUCAGCGGUCUAUUCAUUCUGCCUGCGCUCGGCUAUUUGGGCUGUCUGUUCUACGAGUACUACAACUUUGACGAGUGGAUGGUCCAGUGGAACCGGCAGAUGUGCAAGAUUUUCUCCAUCCCCUGUCCGAUCAGCGCCAAACACAGCAUACCGGUCGGUCCGGACGAGGAGCGGCCCGUUUUCCACAUCUACAUGGUGAAGUACGUGUGCUCGAUGCUGGUCGGGGUCACGUCGAGCGUUUGGCUGUGGUCCGGUAAAACGGUUAUCAGCUGGCGACAGUUUGCCGAACGGUUGCAAGGCAAGGACACGAGGAAUCGGGGAGCGUACGUCUAGGGCUAGGUGGCUCCUGGUUGACUCCCUAUCGCUUCUCACAGGGCAGCGAAAGAGACACUUAAGCAAUUAACCGGAUCGACUUGGCGGAGUUCAUCGUCGAACCAAACUUUUACAGUUUUGCGGAGCAUAAUCGAGAUGCUAGUUGGGUAAACGUAUCUUGUCUGCAGAUGGAUAUUAGUAUUUGAAACUUCGAAGAGUUCAACUUUCGAACAACUAAAACGGAUUUUUAGUUUACCUUGGUUUUACUCAAGAUUGCAAUUAAUACGCCAAUCAUGUAUGGUUUACAAUCUACUAUAUUUAUACCGAGUGAUUUAUCUACUUAUCUACUUUUUACGUUUUUCUACUCAAACCCAAUCAGGAUAAUUAAAUGCCACUGAGGGAUUUCACGCCAAUUCUUCUAACCAUUGACAGCACCGUAGCAGAAUUCAGUGAAACUUUUCGAGUUUGGUGACAUAGGUAAUUCAAGCAACUUUUUAUGCUCAACAUCCAAAAAACACUAAGAUUUUCCCCAAAAAAUACUGAAGUCUCUUUUAACGCGGUAUGUUUUCAAUGAAUUUCUUUUUACUUGUCAAGUAAAUUUCCAAAAUCAAUUCCUCUAACUUUUUUUAUUUUUAUUUUUUGAUGCGCAGGACAAAUUAACUUUGCUCUUUAGAUUGUUUCGAAGGUAUUUACCAGAUAUUAGGAACAAUUUUUUUGAGUAAUGAUUUAAAUAUUCCAUGAGCACUUUUUUCGACACUGCGACUUUAAACGUUAGACUGGUUGAAAAAUAUUAUUUGUUAAAAUUAAAACACUCACAAUUCUUUCAUUGUGUAUGAAAAUAAAAGAUAUCAAUUAAUGUUCCUUGAUUUUGCUUGCGAGGAUUUGAAACGUCUCUUUGUUUUUACAUUUUUAUGUUAUUAAAUUGAAGAAUUGGCAUACCUUACUAGUACAUGAAUACAUUAAAGCAGGCUUUCGAAUACACCAACUGUAUUAUCAUUUUCGCCUGAUGAAAUAAUAUGCCAGGGCGAUCAAGUUAGCUGAUGAAAACAUCGCAAUCGUUGGUUGGGGAAAACUGUUUGGUGCUCAAUGUCCUACUGUGCUGUUUCGCAGUAUUAAUAUUAGGUUCGCUAUUAUAUAUAUGCUCUUUUUGACCGGAGGUAGGAAGAAUCGAUCAUAGUAACAUCUGAUAACAAUUUGUGCCGAUCGGCUGGAUAGACUCCGCUCACAAGUGUGUAGUGUCAUUUUUUGCUCUGCCAGCUAUGCAAUGUGCAUAUGAUGCAAUGUAAUCUGGUUUUGUAAUUUCGUGUUGACGGCGUUUCUGAUACAUAUUUGUUUAGUUUUGCCAAGCGAACAACAAAGAUGGAAAUGUUUUUGCUCAUCACGCACAUUUUGAUAACUACAUAUCAGGGAUGUUACGGAUGUGAUUUUUCAGACAUCUGCAGAUGCGGAUGCGGAUGCGGAUAUGUGAUUACGGAUGCAGAUGUUGAUGCGGAUGUCAAUUUUCAUGCGGAUAUCCGUUACAUCCCUACUACAUAUGUAUGUUCGCGUAGAUGCGAACAGCCUUUAAAAUCUCUUUUAACACCGUCAACGCGAAACGCUAUAAUAUCAAUCUUUACUAGUAGCCAAGCUAUGCCAGCUACAUUAUUCAGGCAAAGCAAACGAGAUCCUACAACACCCGAGAGCAAUUUUAUUCUGUAAAGGAUUCGUUCGAAAUCACAAUUCGAUUUCAAAUUUUUACUCCGUCGAGAACUAAAAUAGCUAAAAUCUGUGCUCACUCAAUCGAAGAUGUGUAAGUUAUCGUUUUUUCUGUGCACGUUGAAUCACAGUGCUCUUUUUUGCAUUGCGUUUAUAGAAGUGCGUGGUUGAGAAAAUGGCUACAUUUGAUUUUUUUUUUCUUAAGAGCUGUAUCAAAUCAAGCAAAACUAUGAGUUGCAUGCAUAUGCAACACGUGUUUACUGCCUACUGGUAUCAAGAGCAAUAUUUUACAUCUACACAUUCCAACGAAGAAGAGUAUUCAGAAGCCUGCAUUAAAGCCGCAUGAUGGUUUUAUGAUAUUCGAAAUAGGGUAUUGGGUAUCGGCUCUAUAAUCCUCAGGCUUGUCCAAUUCUCGUCCGGGGGGUGAAUGAAGUCAUAGAAAACUAAUCUUUUUAGGGAAGAUGCUCUGCAUAAUGAAGAACCAUCAUGCAGGAAAUUAACGCUCUUCGAUAUCAUUCCCCCCCCCCCCUGACGAGGAUAGAGACGAUACCCUAAUUGAAAGUAUAAAAGAAAAAAAAUAUUACAUUCUUUGAAAAAAAAAAAAAAAUUAGAUAUUGAGCCUGUUUAACGUGGAAAAGGCCAGUUCGAAGACACACAAAUGACAACAAACCUGUGACGGCAAAAAUUUAAUUUUAAAUCAAUAUUAAAUUCACACCAAAGUUUUUUUUAAUAGGGGGGAUGUUUUGCGAUGAAUUAAUCAUUUACUAAUAUCUAUGGGAUAUAUUACAACAGUUCACAUCAAUGGACAACGUAAUUCUAAUUCCCUAACAAAAAAAAAAAAACAAAAAAUCAUGAAGCAUAUGACAUAAAAAUUGACAAAAAACAUGAUACAAAAAGAAACGACAGAAAAAUGAUAUGAAGAUGACGAAAAGAUUUACGAAAACAGCCAAGCAUCUUGCUACAUAGAAAUAAUAAAUGCGGCGAAAAAAACACAAACAUGGCAUUAAAAUGACACAAAAGAGUUUCACAAAAAACACUAAAAGGUUAGGAAGGGGUUACAAAAAUAACAGAAAUAUAUAGCAAAACAACACUCCAAAACAACAACAAUAUACAUAAAAUUAGCGAAGAAACAAAAUCACAAAAAAAGCAAUUAAAUGAAACUGAAGAGUCAAAAAAUAAACUAAAAUUAUAUGGAAACAACAAAGUAAAUUAUGUAGAAAUUUCAUAACAAUGUCUCAAAAAUCAAACUUAAAUAACAUGAAUUGACAGAAAUGUUCAGUCAAAACAAUCGAGACUAAAAUUACACAAAAAUAAGAGGGAAAUAAGAUUAAACACUACUAAAAAUACACACACACACACACUCACACACACACACACACUCACACACACACAUAACCCAAAAAAGUUUAUAUCCAAUAUUU